AAGAAUAGCCUGCCCGUCCGAAAGGAGGUCUGCACCCAGAACUAGGCCCCCUCGAGGUCACCUUGAAGGGUCUGCGGAGGAAUCUGUGUCCUGGUGGCCUUGGGCAGCUGCGUUACUGGAUCGAGAUGACCACAGCCACCCCUUUGGGGGGUACUACCUUCUUCUCCUUGAAUGUGACCACCAGAGAAGAAGACUUUCUGUACAAGAGUUCUGGAGCCAUUGUUGCUGCCAUUGUGGUAGUUGUCAUCAUCAUCUUCACUGUGGUUCUGAUCCUGCUGAAGAUGUACAACAGGAAGAUGAGGACCAGGCGGGAGCUGGAGCCCAAGGGGCCCAAGCCAGCCUCCCCAUCUGCCUUGGGCUCAAACAACAACAGCAGCCAACACCCUCCUACUGUGACCUUCAGUCCCGUUGACGUCCAUGUGGAGACUCGAUGA
Messenger RNA from Enhydra lutris kenyoni (northern sea otter), 434 nucleotides. RefSeq names its product non-compact myelin associated protein (gene NCMAP). Gene Ontology annotation, molecular function: structural constituent of myelin sheath. The transcript has 4 exons. The coding region runs from base 126 to 434 and encodes 102 amino acids. Lineage: Eukaryota; Metazoa; Chordata; Mammalia; Carnivora; Mustelidae. The record is from RefSeq and is a predicted model, not a curated record. Gene Ontology annotation, cellular component: Schmidt-Lanterman incisure; plasma membrane; paranode region of axon. Gene Ontology annotation, biological process: regulation of myelination; peripheral nervous system myelin formation.